AUGAACAGACGCAGAUCCUUGGAAAACAACCUGAAGGAGCAUUCCAAAAAUGUAGGGGAGAAAUAUAAGGUAUUCAAGGAUAUUCGCAAAUACUUCUCAGAGAAAGAGUGGGCAAAGCUGGGAAACUCAGAAAAAAUAAUCUAUGUGUACAUGAAGAGAAACUACGACGUCAUGACUAGUCUAGGUCUCACGGCCCACCUACCAUCUUUCAUGCGCCCAAAGUAUCAGAACAGAAAGUCUCCUAAGCAUGAUUCCAAUGAAGCUCGGAACUCUGACUAUCAAAAAUUUCCUGAUACUUCAGGUGUCUCCCAGGACACAGGGAACGUUUACCAACAAAGAAGAACUCUGCCUAGUCACCUACGUUCUGAGGAACAUCCUCAGGAGGCUACCACCAUCCAACCAAGAAAACACCUGAAGUUAUCUCUCAAAUCUGAAGAACCACAGAGCCUUUCUCCCUGCACGGAUUGUUUAUAUCACCUUCGCAUGAGCAAGAUGCUUCCCGUGAAAGAAGCAAGUGAAGACAAUGACAUGAAGCCAGUACCAGUAUCACCAGACUCAGAGCCAGCUCAGAAACAGCUCUGCCCCCCGGGAAACCCCAUCUCCAUUAAGCAAUGCAUGUCUACCACAGGAUCCAGGAAAUGGAAGACUAAUGUCUGGGUCCACAGGCUGAAGGAAAGAAAGAACUAUGUUGUGUAUGAAGAGAUCAGUGACCCCGAGGAGGAAGAUGACUAA
This is a messenger RNA of Molossus molossus (Pallas's mastiff bat), 732 nucleotides long. RefSeq names its product protein SSX4-like. The coding region runs from base 1 to 732 and encodes 243 amino acids. NCBI's taxonomy places the organism in Eukaryota, Metazoa, Chordata, Mammalia, Chiroptera, Molossidae. Gene Ontology annotation, biological process: regulation of DNA-templated transcription. The transcript has 6 exons. The record is from RefSeq and is a predicted model, not a curated record. Gene Ontology annotation, cellular component: nucleus.